Molecule: messenger RNA, 9555 nt
Organism: Lithohypha guttulata
Lineage: Eukaryota; Fungi; Ascomycota; Eurotiomycetes; Chaetothyriales; Trichomeriaceae
Gene: VPS13
Product: Vacuolar protein sorting-associated protein 13
Exons: 2
Coding region: 1-9555 (3184 amino acids)
Biological process (GO): late endosome to vacuole transport; protein retention in Golgi apparatus; mitochondrion organization
Cellular component (GO): extrinsic component of membrane
Source: RefSeq, a predicted model, not a curated record
AUGUUAGAAGGUCUGGUAUCAAACCUGCUCAAUAGGUUCCUGGGCAUGUAUGUUAAGAACUUCGACCCAAAACAGCUCAAUGUAGGAAUCUGGUCUGGUGAUGUCAAACUUCGCAACUUGCAGCUUCGUCGAGAGGCUCUUGAUCAGUUACACCUACCCAUCAACGUUGUUGAAGGCCGUCUAGGUGAACUCACCCUGUCUAUCCCUUGGUCUAAUCUUCGUGGUAAACCGGUGCGUGUCAAUAUCGAAGAUGUCUUUCUUUUGGCGGCUCCGAAAAUGGAUGACAACUACGAUCCUGACGAGGAGGAGAAGAGGGCUGUCGCCGUAAAACUAGAGAAGCUCGAAAGUGCCGAAUUGCUCAAGGAGCGAAAUAGUGAAGGCUUGAGCCAAGAAGAGCAGAAGAAGCAACAGAGCUUUACCUCCAGUCUCGUCACCGCAAUCGUUGACAACUUGCAGGUCAGCGUAAAGAACAUCCACGUACGGUAUGAGGAUGCAGUCGCUACCGAAGGUCAUCCUUUUGCUGUAGGCUUGACUCUAAAAGAAGUAAGCGCUGUCAGUACCGAUGAGAAUUGGCAGCCCACCUUCAUUCAAUCAACUGCAAACACUACUCACAAGCUUGCAGUUCUUGACUCACUCGCUCUGUACUGGAACAGUGAUGCCGAACUCCUUAGUAGUGGUAAAGGAGACGAACCUGGCAGUACACAAGUUGAUGCGGAGGAGAUGAUCAAACGUUUCAAGGACGGCAUUAACAACCCAAAUAAUCCACAAUAUCUCCUCAAGCCCAUCAGUGGACGAGCUGGCCUGGAGAUGGACAAGACUGGCAAGGCUGAUAAAGCAAACAUAAAAGCAAGACUGCUCUUUCAGGAGUUGGGCUUCAUUAUCGACGAGGACCAAUAUCGCGACGCGCUUAUGCUUGUUGAUCUCAUGCACUACUUUAUUCGUCAUCAGGAAUACAAAAAGGGUCAGCCGAAGCAGUCUCCGAAAGAAGCGCCUCGAGAGUGGCUGCAAUUCGCUGGUACUGCCGUUCUUGACAAGAUUCAUGAUCGCAAUCGAAAGUGGUCCUGGGCAUAUUUCAAAGAACGAAGAGAUAUGCGUGGACGGUAUAUCGAGCUGUUUAAGAAGAAAAAGAAGGAUCAGCAGUUCACCGAGCAAGAGAAUAAGGAAUACGACGACCUCGAAUUCAAACUUUCUUACGAGGAUUUGCGGUUCUGGCGAUCAUUAGCUCGCAAUCAGUUACGCAAAGAAAACGUGGGAGUUAAGAAGCAGCCACAGAAGCAAACCUGGUCGCAGUGGGUAUGGGGCCAGAAACCAGCACAGAAGGAGGAGCAACACGACGACGAAAGCAGUAUGAGCGACGAACAACGAAAGGAGCUAUAUGCAGCCAUUGAUUGGGACGAAAAGAAAGCCAUCGCGGAGAGUGUUGACGUGCCUCGUGAGACAAUCAAAAUGCAGGUCGAGUCGAGUCUUCGCACUGGCAGCUUUACCCUCAAGCGUGAUCCUCAUGGCAAAGCUAAUGAAGUGCUCAAGCUCGUCUUUGAUGACUUCCAGGCCAAAGCUUUACAACGACCUGAUUCGAUGUUAGCAGACCUUCAGCUUGGAGGCCUUCGCGUUUACGACGGCACGACAGAGGGCAGCCUUUUCCCUCAAAUCGUGAAGGUCAAAGGCGUCCAGGAGCGAUCGAAGGACGAGCCCGAGCCUGAGGACCAUCCCGAAUUAGAUAAAGAUGAAUCUGAAAAGAAUGGAGACGAUGCAGCACGCAAACUGUUCCAUCUCGUAUUCGAGAACAACCCAUUGGACGAAAGUGCCGACAUGUCCAUCAUGCUCAAGCUCAAGAGUCUGGAAUUUAUUCAUAACCCGAAGUUUGUGGUUGAGAUUGCACGCUUUUUCAAGCCUCCCGAGCGUCAGAUGGACUCUAUUGGAGCUCUAUUGGAAACAGCAGGAGCUUCCAUCGAGGAGAUUCGACAACAGACUCGAGCUGGCCUUGAGUUUGCCCUUGAAGAGCACAAGACUAUCAACGCCAACAUUGACCUUCAAGCUCCUAUAAUCAUAGUCCCUGAGCAAAUUACACAGGAAAGCACAUUGUGCUUGAUAGUUGACGCAGGUCAUCUGAGUUUGCGAAGUGAUCUUAUCGAUAAAACCACUUUAAAGGACAUUCAGUCGAAGAGAAGAAACCAAUACUCGGACGAAGACUUCCGACAGCUUGAAAACUUGAUGUACGACAAGUUCAAUCUCAAGUUGGAUUCCACGCAAGUCCUGAUCGGGCCUGGCAUUGAUGCAACAAGGGCUGAGCUGGAUUCUCAAGAUCACUCUAAGAACAUGCACAUUGUGGAACGUAUCAACAUGGAAUUCCUGCUUGAAAAUUCGAUUAUUCCCAAAGAUCCAAAUAUCACUAAGCUCAGAAUCACAGGUACACUACCUGUUCUACACGCUGCUGUGUCAGACAAAAAAUACAAGAGUCUUAUGAAAUUGAUCGAUGUUGCUGUUCCGAAGUUCGACGCCGAAGAUGAACCAUCAGUUGAGUCUACUCAGCAAGUUGAUCGUCCCACGACUAUGGCAGAUAUGCGUGCUAAGAGGAAGUCUGUACAGCUUCUUGAGCGGCCGGUCGAGAUAGCCAUCGAUCACGAGUCGGAUACCGAAGAGUCUGAGCCCACAGCGCCGGUUGAGACCGAUCAGCAAGACGGCGAAAAGCCUACCAACAUACAUCAGCGUAACUUCGAGCUCAAGUUUGUGGUUGAGAAGCUACAAGCAUCGCUAUCUAAGGCUAACGAGGAUCCCUCAAAACCUGAUCAACUCCUCGCAGAAUUAGUCGCUGAGCGCUUUCAGUUUGAUUUCUAUCUUCGACCUUACGACAUGGUGGCUGAGGUGGUGCUGCAGUCGCUCUAUAUCGACGAUCAUGUUGAGGAAGACCCCAUUCCAGAAUUCAAGCAGAUCAUAUCCUCGAAAGGUUUCAAGUCUGAUGAGGAUGAGGACCUCUUCACGGUCAAGUUUAUCAAAGUCAACCCUGAAUCACCUGAAUUUCGAUCAACUUAUGAAGGCAUCGCAACAAAUCUGGAUGUCAAUAUUUCAACGAUCAACGUCAUAGUGACUAGGAAAACAUUGCUCACACUGCUUGAUUUUGUGUUGAGCACUUUCGCGGGUCCAACGGAGCCAGCACCUGAAGCUAAAAUAGAUCAAAAAGCCAUCAAUGGAAAUGUUGGUCAGGGUCAGAGUUCAUCUGAUCAGUCGCAAGCAGCUGCUCAAGCUGACAAGAUUCGCAUCCGAGCACAAUUAAGAGGCGUUGCCCUUGUUUUGAACAACGAUGGAGUGCGACUUGCGACAUUGGCACUCAACUCGGCAGACGUGGGACUACUGCUUGCGGGUGGAACUAUGGAUAUCAAGGCUAAGCUGGGAAGUUUGUCACUCAUUGACGAUGUAAAUCAAGGUGCUCCUGAGGACUCACCCUUGCGACGGCUGAUUGCGAUUGAAGGAGAUGAACUGGCCGAUUUCAAAUACCAAACCUUUAACUCCGAGCAGAAGAAUUAUCCUGGCUAUGAUACGAGCAUCUUCUUGCGAUCAGACUCCAUCAAAAUUAAUUUCAUGGAGGAACCAUUCCGAAAAAUCAUGGAGUUUGGUGUCAAGUUCGGCCAAAUGCAAGCUAUCUUCAAUGCUGCUCGUCAAGCAGCAGCCAAUCAAGCGACACAGGUGCAAGAAAAUGCCUCAAAGAUGCAUUUCGAUAUUAUUGUCAAGACACCUAUCGUAGUGUUCCCUCGUGCCGUUCUUGCGGAACGACCCAGAGAUCUCCUUACGGCGUACUUAGGUGAAAUUUACGCGAGCAACAAGUUUGUUGGUAUUCAAGGUCAAAAGAACGGACCAAUGGUCAACAAGCUUUCAGCCGGAAUUCGACAGAUCCGGCUAACCUCUCAAUUCUUCUAUGACAACGGACAAGAAGAAACGCUAGAGAUGAUAGAGAAAGUAGAUCUCGACUUCAAGAUCCGCUAUCUCGAACAUCAACCUGGUCUUGAGCGACCAGAUUUAGAAGUCGAUGGCUCUAUGUCACCAGUCAACCUACGCAUCUCACAAACACAAUUCAAAUUCCUUAUGGAACUAUCGAAAAGCAUUCCUGCCGCCUUUGCAACGGAAACUGAAUCUGAUGAAGAGGUUGCGGAGGAACUGCCUGACUCUGUGACCUCUUCUGCACAAGUGGUGCAGACGAAUAACAACAAGGACGCGUCAAGUGAAGACUCGAAGCCUUCUCACCAAGCACCGGAACUUGGUACAAGCGAAGAGACUUGGACAAAACUUAACUUGGUGUUCAAAGCUCAGAUGUUUGGACUCGAGCUGUUUCUCGCGCCAGAGAAUGAACCAGUAAAGGAUUUGAAUGCCGUCAGUCUGUCGAAAUUCGCUCUCAAUGAGAUGAAUGUAAAGCUUCGUAUGGUCAGCGACGGCGCCAUGGAAGCUGAAUUGCUUAUUCAGUCAUUCACGAUUCGCGAUAGCCGUCAGAAGGAGACGAACAAAUUCCGAAAGAUCAUGUCGUUGAUCAAUAGCGACGUCCAGCAACAAUUCAUGGCCAGUGUAUCGAUGUCUGGCGGCGAUGAGAAGCACAUGAUUGUGAUGCUCACCAUCGAUAGUCCGCGCAUUAUCGUUGCGCUAGAUUACUUGUUCGCUCUACAAGCAUUUGCCAACACAGCUCUUGGAAUGAACGACCCGAAGCCGAUUGCUGAGCAGCCAAUGCUCGAGGACGUCAACGGUGCUGAUGCCAACACCGACGAUGAAGUCGAGGCGAAACCUUCCAAGGAAGAAGAACAGUCGUCCUCUUCGAUGACAAUGUCUUUCCGUGUUAACAUCGUGGAUGCACAAGUCAUAGUCAUCGCAAACCCUGCUAUCUCAAAUACUGAGGCAAUAGUACUCGGCACGAAGGAAAUCAUGGUGUCACAACAAAACGCCACGACUCUGCAAAUCACGAAGGUUGGCAUGUUCCUCUGUCGCAUGGACAAGUUCGAUUCUAGUCGCCUACGAGUCCUCGACGACUUCACCAUUCAGAUGUCGAUGGACAAUCGACCUCAAGGCAAGGAUUCUUCCUUGACGUCUAUCAGCAUUGACAUUGAGCCUCUCGUGCUUCGGCUCUCCUUGAGAGAUAUUCUGCUUGCGAUGCAAAUUGUCAAUAAAGCCACUGCAAACCUUGCUCAGCAGCAACAGCAGCAGCAGAUGCAAGACGACGACGAGCCCCAAAAAUUGAAGGACGUGAAAGCUGCUUCUAGGCCGCCCUCGUCAAGACGAAAAUCAGGUGCUGGCAGUACGACGAGGAGCCGCAGAAAGUCGAUCGCACAAACUACCAGCAAGCCUGUCAGUCCACCCAAGCAAUCGAUAGUCAUGAAGCGCGAAGAGCUUACAGCUCAAAUCGAGGGUAUUAGAGUGAUCUUGAUUGGCGACCUUCAUGAGCUGCCUUUGCUAGACUUCAGUGUCAAGAAGUUCGAUGUAAGUGUAAGAGAUUGGACUGGAUCAAUGAGCGUCGACACUCAGCUGAACACUUUCAUUAACGUCUACAAUUUCUCGAAAUCUGCUUGGGAGCCAUUGAUCGAGCCUUGGCAGUUGGGCUUCCACAUGGCAAAACAGCAGGAGCCCGAACUGAUGUCCGUGGAGCUCUAUUCCCACAAGAAUAUGGAGCUCACAGUGACUUCAGCCACAAUAGCUCUUGCCUCAAAAUCUUUCGAUUUCUUGACAACCGAUGAAGAUAUCCUUUCGAAGCCGAGAGUGCAGGACGCUCCUUACAGAAUUCGCAACUACACUGGGUUUGAUCUUAGCAUCUGGGCUGACGAGAAGAACGAAAACGCCUCUGCCGACAAACUCAGUGACGGCGAGGAGAAGCCGUGGCGAUUCGAAGACGCAACAUCCAUGCGUGAAAACUUGACGCCUGAGGGCAAUGCGGGUCUAGUAGGCAUAAAGAUUGAAGGAAGCGGAUUUGACAGCAUCAGUCGUAUUCCUGUAAUCCGUGAGGGGGAAGCGCUUUAUAACCUCAAGCCACGAAAGGACAAGGUGCAGCAUCGAGUACUAGUUGAGGUCAAACUUGGCCCUGACAAUGUCAAAUACAUCACCUUCCGUUCACCCUUGUUGGUCGAGAACAAAACCCAAAUUCCGAUCGAGGUAGGUGUUUUCAGCCCGGAAGACGGCAAUUUGCUCAAAAUUGAGAAAGUCCCACCUGGAGAAGGAAGGCCUGCUCCGAUCGGAGCCUGCUUUAUUCACUCGCUGCUUGUACGGCCUGAUCAAGGCUUUGGCUACAGUUGGUCAGAUGAGAAGCUGUUCUGGAAGUCCCUCAUUGAACGACCUACCAGGACUAUCACCUGCCGUUCAGAAAGUAGAGAUCAGUCACCGCCCUUCUUCUUCCAGAUGAAUGCUUUGUACAAUAAGAAGGAUCCGAUGGUCAAGAUAUAUCCUUAUAUGAGGAUACAAAUUUCCGCUCCUGUGGAAAUCCAGAACCUGCUGCCAUACGACUUCAAGUAUCGUAUUUACGACAAGAACACGAAGAAGGACUGGACAAAUUUCCUCAGACGAGGCGGAGUCAGCCCUGUACAUGUAGUCGAACUCUCGCAUCUCUUAUUGCUCAGCGUUGAACUAGAAGAUACAGUCUUCAAGGCCAGUGACUUCGCCAUAAUCAACAGUCACACGCAAGAGGAUUUUAGAAGGGAAAAGGAGAUGCACCUCAAAGACUCGCAAGACGGGUCUCUGCGGCUGAAGCUGCACUACACCAACAUCAAAGAUAGUGGCGGUGCUUUCAAGGUCUCGAUUUACAGUCCGUAUGUCAUCCUGAACAAAACUGGCCUCGAGAUGCAAGUACAGAGCAAAGCUGGAUGGAGUGGCUCCUCUUCUAAAGCUCCUGCUAGCCAGGGUGCAACAACGCACUCGGGCGAACGCCACAAGGCUCUUCCAUACCUGUACUCCUAUCCUGGCGAUGAUCAGAAAAAUCGAUCUAUCCUCAAGAUGGGCGAGUCGGCUUGGAGCAAACCUCAGUCCUUCGACGCUAUUGGAAGCACAUACGAGGUCGUGCUACCUGCCGCCAACAAUAAGACUGAAUUCCACGCUGGUGUCUCAGUUGCCGAAGGGGAGGGCAAGUACAAUCUAACCAAAGUCGUCACUGUGGCACCUCGUUUCAUUCUGAAGAACAAGAUUGGCGAAGACUUAGAACUUCGAGAACCAGGAUCAUCCGACAUCAUACGCCUGAAAAACAAUGACCUCCUGCCUGUCUACUUCAUGACGCAAGGUCUGGAGAAGCAGCUAUGUCUUUGCUUCCCAGGGGUGAACAACCAGUGGUCAUCGCCGUUCAACAUGUCAAAUGUAGGUAUGACACAUGUGAAGCUGGCAAAACAUGGCCAGAGACAGCGUCUUGUCAGAAUCGAAACGAUUCUUGAGAACGCAACCCUAUUCCUUCACUUCAGUACGGAGACAAAGAAUUGGCCAUUCUCGAUGCGAAAUGAGAGCGAUACAGAAUUCCUGUUCUUCCAAGCGAAUCCGAAUGUUAGUGAAGAUGGAGAGGAGGACAGAGGUAGUGGGUGGAAACCCAUUCGGUACAAGCUGCCUCCUAGAAGCAUCAUGCCAUACGCAUGGGACUAUCCCGCGUCGAAGAACAAAGAGCUGGUGCUUACUUGCAGAGGCAAAGAACGAUAUGUGAAAUUGCAAGAAAUUGGCAAUCUUAUCCCUAUCAGAUUGCCACCAGCAGAGGCAGGACUCCCUCCCAAAGCCAUUGAUGUCAACAUCGUGGCUGAUGGACCCACAAACACGCUUGUUCUCUCCAACUACAAAGCUGCGACAUCCCUGUAUCGCACAAAGACAGGGGCGUCGACAACGAGCUUAAACUCCGGCUUCGAGGUCAAGCAGAUCGAAUCAGAAGUCAACUUCAAAGCGGAGCUACGUUUUGCCGGAGUCGGUAUCUCAUUAGUGAACAGCAAGCUCAAGGAACUGCUCUACCUGACGUUCAGAGACAUUGACUUCAAGUAUGGCGAUUCGAAGCUGUAUCAGACUCUCAAUCUGACGGUCAAAUGGAUACAGAUGGACAACCAGCUCUACGGUGGCAUUUUCCCGAUUCUGCUCUAUCCCAGUGUUGUGCCGAAGACUGGGAAAGAGAUGGAGGCCCAUCCGAUCUUCCAUUCCAUGAUCACGCGCGUCAAAGACGACUCGUAUGGCGUUCUUUACAUCAAGUACGCCACACUCCUGCUCCAACAAAUCACUAUUGAACUCGAUGAAGAUUUCAUCUUCGCCUUGCUGGAUUUCACGAAGGUCCCCGGUGCUUCUUGGUCUGAAGAGAAAGAGGGCAAGCUCUGCGACGAGAAUCUAGACGUUCCGGAACCUACAAAGGAACAACAAGGCGAAGAUAUCUACUUUGAACUAUUGCACCUACAGCCUAUGCAACUCGACCUGUCAUUCGUGCGAACUGAGCGUGUCAAUGCCGAGGAUACCAUGAGCUCGAAUCCCUUGAUGUUUUUCGUGAACGUUAUGACAAUGUCCAUCGGCAACGUCAACGAUGCACCUAUUCGACUCAAUGCUCUCAUGCUGGAGAAUGCCCGCAUGCCUAUCGGAGCCCUUAUGGCUAAUGUUCAAUCAUUCUACACGCAAGAAGUCCUUAGGCAGAUACACAUCAUUCUUGGGUCCGCAGAUUUCCUGGGCAAUCCAGUUGGUCUGUUCCAAAACAUCUCUUCUGGCUUCGCCGAUAUCUUCUAUGAACCAUACCAGGGCCUUAUUAUGACGGAUCGACCUCAAGAACUCGGAUUGGGUAUUGCCAAGGGUGCCAGCAGCUUUGUCAAGAAGUCCGUCUUUGGGUUCAGUGACAGUAUGGCCAAAUUCACGGGCUCGAUAUCUAAAGGACUUGCAGCAGCAUCAAUGGAUAAAGAGUUCCAAGACUCGAGAAGAAUGGCCAGAAGCAGAAACAGACCGAAACAUGCUCUUUAUGGUGUCACUUCGGGCGGCAACGCCUUCGCAGCAAGUAUGGCUUCGGGAAUUGGUGGAUUAGCAAGACAUCCCUUGGAGGGCGCAGAAAAAGAAGGCGCGCUUGGAUUUGUGAAGGGUGUAGGUAAAGGUAUGCUCGGACUUGCCACCAAACCUGCCAUUGGCGCUUUCGACCUUGCUAGCAAUCUUGCAGAAGGAGUACGCAACACCACUACUGUGUUCGAUGCGGAAGGCCUCGAUCGCGUACGGCUGACACGUUUUAUCGGCAUGGAUGGUAUUGUUCGACCUUAUUCACAACGUGAAGCUCUUGGACAGUUCUGGCUAAAAACUUGCGAUGACGGCAAAUACUUUUACGAGGAUUACAUCGCUCAUCUCGAACUCGAAGGCAAGGAGAUGCUGGUGAUAAUCACCUAUGAACGCAUCCUGAUGAUCCGAGCACAAAAACUCAAGACUGUCUGGGAGGUCAAAUUGACUGACGUUCAGACCAUCUCCAAAGAACGUACAGGUAUGAGUAUAGGGUUGAAGGGUGGUGCUAAUGGUCCAUUCGUGCCUAUCAAGGAUGAAGGAGGUCGGAACUGGCUAUACAAGCAAAUCGCUAUUGCUGUCAAUGCAUUCAACGACAAAUACAACGCGAAAGGUUGA